Pestalotiopsis fici W106-1 is the source of this 2697-nucleotide messenger RNA. RefSeq lists its product as uncharacterized. The record is from RefSeq and is a predicted model, not a curated record. The transcript is spliced from 5 exons. Bases 1 to 2697 code for a protein of 898 amino acids. Lineage: Eukaryota; Fungi; Ascomycota; Sordariomycetes; Amphisphaeriales; Sporocadaceae.
AUGAGUGACGAAGAUUACGAUUUCGAAAAGGAGUUCCAGGCCGUCUUCAUUCCGAAGCAGAAACCCCCACCUGAACCAAACACCGUCACCGACGAUAUGGGCGCCACCGUUUCGAGCUAUCCACCACUGGGACAAGUGACGCAGCUCAGAAAGGGAAACGUCAAGUUCGUUGUUGUCAUAGACGUGGACGAAGCCGAUGUCAAUGAACCCUGGGAAGCUGCUGUCUGGCACAAUGCGGGAACUGGCGAAUGGACCGAGACCGCCCUCUCUCGUGUCAAUGAUGGACCAACCCCAACCUCAUUGCAAAGUGAACAGUCCAAGAAAACUCGACUGUACUUUGACUCGAACCUAUCUGUAUCGACAUCACUGGCAUUUACCAUCAAAUUUCGCAACACUGCAGAUAAGCCUUGGCGGUGGGUCAAGGACGAGCAGAGCAUCGGUGAUGGUACCAUAGUCAUCAACCCGGAGGCUUCAUCUGCUCAAGGUCCCGCCGACUUUUCUGCCGUCAUCAAGGAUCUCAACCCAGAUCUAAAGGUCUCGAGCCUCGUAAGCCAGUGUCCAGGUACUGAGCUUUGGUCCAUCAAGGCGCCCAUCGCCGCCGCAGAUGGGGACGCCUCGGCCUAUACCGACUUUAGAAUAGGUGUACCAUGGGGAGGAUACCUUGGAUGGUUUGCACUCGUCCGUAUUUGGACUCCCUGGCUCGCCCCUCGACAUGGCAAGGCAGACUUUAGUCUUGACCAGGACGCUAUUAUGGUUGCCUUUCUCAGUCCUACUGGUCGUCAUUUGGUGCUUCUGGCUGUGAGCGGGAUUGAUUGUGUCAAUGCUGUAUUUCAGCAUACAGAAUCCGGACAGCCCCAGCUACAUCUUCGCAAUGAUGGCGAAGCCGCAACCUCGGGCUUGGUACUUGCGGCUACUGGCAACAAUUUCGAAAGUGCUCUUGCUGCUGUCAUGUACCAAUCGAGGAGUGUGGUUCAAGCAGCCAAGACAGCUAGUCACGAGAUGGAGACUGAGCUCCAGGCCCUUCGAGACGGCGUCAAACCUGAAUGGAUGGAGAACUGGUAUGAUGGGUUGGGCUACUGCACAUGGAACGCUCUCGGCCAGGACUUGACAGACGAGAAGGUGUUCAAUGCUGUUGAUAAACUAGCAGAAAACAACAUCAAUGUUACGAGCCUCAUCAUUGAUGAUAAUUGGCAAGACAUUGAUUACACCCAUGAGAGUCAGUUUCAGCGUGGAUGGAAGAGUUUUGAAGCGGAUCCCAAGACGUUCCCGAAAGGUCUCAAGGAGACAGUCACGCAGAUCCGGUCAAAGCAUCCCAACAUUCAACACAUUGCCGUGUGGCACGCACUGCUUGGUUAUUGGGGCGGUAUCCACCCUGGAAGCAAACUGGACCAGACUUACAAGACUGUACUGGUCGACAGACAAGACGCAAAGAGGCGCAACUUGCCGUUGGGAGGCCCCAUGACUGUGGUCACUCAAGAGGAUGUCGGCAAGUUUUACGAUGACUUUUAUCGUUUUCUCGCCGAUUGUGGCAUCGACGGCGUCAAAACCGAUGCUCAGUUCAUGAUUGAUACAAUAGAAUCGGCAAAGUAUCGCCGCGAGUUGACGAAUCCAUACCUGGAUGCUUGGAUGAUCUCGUCUCUCCGUUACUUUAGUAUCAAGGCAAUCUCCUGCAUGUCUCAAACACCACACAUCCUCUUCUAUUCGCAGCUACCACGAAACAGACCUGCCGUGCUGGUACGAAACUCGGACGAUUUCUUUCCAGCAAUCCCCAAAUCGCACCCGUGGCAUAUCUGGACCAAUGCCCACAAUAGCUUGCUCACUCAGCAUCUCAACAUACUUCCUGACUGGGAUAUGUUCCAAACAAUCCAUGACUACUCGGGAUUCCAUGCUGCCGCUCGUUGCGUCAGUGGUGGACCCAUAUACAUCACCGACACACCGGGAGAACACAAUUUGGAUCUCAUCAACCAGAUGACUGGACCUACACCUCGUGGGAAGACUGUCAUUUUCCGUCCAAGUGUUCUUGGUCGUGCCCUUGAUCAAUACGUUGGUUAUGACGAUGACGCGAUUCUCAAAGUUGGUUGCUACCAUGGCCGAGCUGUGACUGGUACACCUAUGCUGGGUGUGUUCAAUAUCUCGGCGCGACCCCUGACGGAACUCAUCCCGCUAUCGCGCUUCUUUGGAGUGAUUCCUUCCAUGAAUUACAUUGUGCGGGCCCACAGCAGUGGUAUUGUCUCACCUGUCAUGAAGCCAGAUUCAGUUCGCGCACUCCUGCCCGUCUCACUUGAGGUCAGAGGCUACGAUAUUUUCACUGCAUUUCCCCUCACGCAGUUCGAUAGCGAUAGCCUCGGUAGUGUAUAUACAGCGAAUCUCGGACUUGUGGGUAAAAUGACUGGCGCUGCUGCCAUAACCACCAGUGAGUAUGAGUGGCUGCACGAUGGCCGUGUGUUCCUCGACACGAGAGUCAAGGCGCUUGGUGUACUAGGGGUCUACAUAUCAGUACUUCCCAAAUUGACCAUUGAAGGAGACUUUAUGGUAACCAUACAAGGUCAAGCUGUCCCACCUCAUACGGUUUCGGUGGACAAGGUAGAUCAGCAUGUCGUUCGCAUCGAUAUAGAGACAGCAUGGAAAGAGAUGGAUCUCAAGGCAGGGUGGAGCAAUGAGGUGGAAGUCAAGGUCUACUUUGCCAUUGAUCACUGA